Molecule: messenger RNA, 1916 nt
Organism: Hyla sarda
Lineage: Eukaryota; Metazoa; Chordata; Amphibia; Anura; Hylidae
Gene: PLPBP
Product: pyridoxal phosphate binding protein
Exons: 8
Coding region: 45-833 (262 amino acids)
Cellular component (GO): intracellular anatomical structure
Molecular function (GO): pyridoxal phosphate binding
Source: RefSeq, a predicted model, not a curated record
AUGACAUGACGUCACCACAGGUCCUGUAGGUAUCGGGGUCUGGGAUGUGGAAGGCAGGCAUGGCUCAGGACAUAGGGAAAGCGCUGAUCUCAGUGCGGGAGAAGGUGCAGCAUGCCGCAGCCAGGAGAGCCAAGAGCCUUCCUGCGGUCCAGCCCAGACUGGUGGCUGUCAGUAAGACCAAGCCGGCUGAGAUGGUGAUGGAGGCUUACAAUCAUGGCCAGCGUUAUUUUGGUGAGAACUAUGUUCAAGAACUGCUUGAAAAGGCCUCAAACGCUAAUAUUAUUUCUUCCUGCCCAGAGAUUAAAUGGCAUUUCAUUGGACAUCUCCAGAAACACAAUAUCAACAAGUUAGUUGCUGUUCCAAACCUUCACAUUUUGGAGACCAUAGACUCUGUGAAGCUUGCAGACAAAGUCAAUGCCUCCUGGCAGAAAAAGGGAUCGAUUGAGAAGUUGAAGGUGAUGGUUCAAGUCAACACCAGCAGUGAAGAAAGUAAACAUGGCCUUUCCAAAUCAGACACAGUUGACUUGGUAAAACAUAUCCGGGAGAAGUGCCCAGGAUUGGAGUUUGUGGGUCUGAUGACCAUAGGGAGCUUUGGCCAUGAUCUUGCACAAGGCCCCAAUCCUGACUUUCAGUUGCUGCUAAAACAGCGUGAAGAAGUAUGUGAGAAGCUGGGACUUCCAAUAGAUGCAGUGGAGCUGAGUAUGGGGAUGUCGUCAGACUUUGAACAUGCAAUUGAGGUGGGCUCCACCAAUGUCCGUGUUGGUAGCACCAUUUUUGGUGACCGGGUCUACUCCAAACCAGCAAAAGGAGAAGCGAGCGCCGCCAGCACAUAGGAGAGCAGCAUUAUGUAGAUGGCACCUACUGACAUCUAAUGUAACAAUGCACAGAGAUGCAUCUGCACUGAUCAGAGAAUGUGAUGAUUGUGUAGCAGUAAUGUGUUUUAUUAAAGGGGUAGUCCAGUGGUGAGAAGCUUAUCCCCCAUCCUAAGGAUAGGGGAUAAGUUUCAGAUCGCCGGGGGUGGGGCCCCUGGUUGCUGGCCAGAUAGCACGUGUUGACCACCGCACGAAGCGGCGUCUGACACUCCCCCUUAAUAUAACUAUGGCAGAGCCGGAGAUUGCCGAAUGCAGCGAUCCGGCUCUGCCAUAGAGUUGUAUUUAGGGGGCGUGUCAGCCGUCGCUUCGUGCGGUGGUCAAUACGCCCACUUCCCCCGGGCUGUUGGGGCCCCGUACAGGAGAUCCCGGGGGGCCCCAGUGGUCGGACCCCCCGCGAUCUGAUACUUAUGCCCUAUCCUUAGGAUAGGGGAUACGUUUUUCACCACUGGAUAUCUCCUUUAAUGUUUAUCAUCAAACCGGCAAUACGAAGAAAAUAUCACGGCAGAUCUCAUCAUUGGAUCCUAUUGGCCGAUCCGCUACCAAUAUCAAUGUCCCAUAUCAAUAAUGUGGGACCUGGUCUUCCAUUUGUUAACAAGUCAGACCUGUAAAAAAAAAAUUAUAAAAAUAAAUAAAUUGCUGCUGUGUCCAUAUAAGGCAGUGUUUCCCAACCAGUGGGCCUCCAGAUGUUGCAAAACUACAACUCCCAGCAUACCCGGACAGCCGUUGGCUGUCCGGGCAUUCUGGAAUUUGUAGUUUUGCAACAGCUGGAGGCACACUGGUUGGGAAACACUGAGAUGAGGUUAAAAGGAACCACAUUGUUGCAGUGUUAUUGUCUGUAACAUGCUUCUCCGCUGCCUUAGCAUAACCCAGGACCAUAUCAUGGAUGGCAGAUUGUGUGGAGUUGGAUUCUAUUGCGCCAACAAAUUUUUAUGUACAAUUAAUGCUUAAUAAUUUAGGCAUAGAUGUUGUCAACUGUGUUUGGUCAAAUAAUAUUGUGCACAAUAGUCUCUAUUUUGCUUAUUAAAAUAAAUGUCCCUUCAUGGA